This is a messenger RNA of Orbilia oligospora ATCC 24927, 1122 nucleotides long. RefSeq lists its product as uncharacterized. The record is from RefSeq and is a predicted model, not a curated record. Gene Ontology annotation, biological process: response to reactive oxygen species; hydrogen peroxide catabolic process; cellular response to oxidative stress. Lineage: Eukaryota; Fungi; Ascomycota; Orbiliomycetes; Orbiliales; Orbiliaceae. Bases 1 to 1122 code for a protein of 373 amino acids. The transcript has 2 exons. Gene Ontology annotation, molecular function: heme binding; peroxidase activity.
AUGGCCACAAAUCAAGCCGCAAGAUUGCUCCUCAGAGCUGCUGCUCGUGCUUCCCACGUCGCUCCUAGACCAGUUGUUCGACCUUCGGCAUUCGGCCUCGUUAGAAUACCAAAGCAAGGACGCGGUAAUGGCCGACGCUACUACUCCUCUGAAGCUGCUCCAAAGUCUGGUGGCUCCGGAGGAAUAAUAUUCGCUGCCGUUGCUGCCAUUGCUGGUGGUGGUGGUUAUUAUCUUUAUUCUACCGGUCAGCUCGAUAGUCUUAUCAGUGCAGCUGGUAUUCCCGCAAAGGAGUUUGUGCCAACUCAGGAGGACUAUGUUAAGAUCUACAACGAGGUUGCGAAGCGACUUGUCGAGUUCGACGAGUACGAUGAUGGCAGCUAUGGACCUGUCCUCGUCCGCCUCGCCUGGCACGCCUCUGGCACAUAUGACGUAGAAACCAAGACCGGCGGUAGCAACGGUGCCACCAUGCGAUUCCAGCCAGAAUCCGACCACGGCGCCAACGCCGGUCUCAAAGCCGCUCGCGACUUCCUCGAGCCAGUCAAGGAGAAGUUCCCAUGGGUUUCCUAUUCUGACUUAUGGAUUCUCUCCGGUGUCUGUGCUCUCCAGCAGAUGGGCGGUCCAGUCAUCCCAUGGCGUCCUGGACGUUCUGAUAGAGAUAUCAGCGCCUGCACCCCAGACGGACGGUUACCCGACGCUACAAAGGAACAUAAGCACCUUCGUGCCAUUUUCGGCCGAAUGGGCUUCAACGACCAGGAAAUCGUCGCCCUUUCCGGUGCUCAUGCCCUCGGUCGAUGUCAUACCGAUCGAUCCGGUUUCGAUGGUCCGUGGACUUUCUCCCCAACAAUGCUUACGAACGAUUACUACAAGCUUCUGGUGGGCGAGAAGUGGAACUGGAAGAAGUGGAACGGUCCGGCACAGUAUGAGGAUAAGACCAAGGCUUUGAUGAUGUUGCCGACGGAUAUGGCACUUGUCAAGGAUAGGGAGUUUAAGAAGUGGGUCGAUAAGUACGCUAAGGACCAGGAUGCCUUCUUCAAGGACUUUUCGGAUGUUGUCGUUAAGCUGUUUGAGUUAGGUGUUCCAUUCAAGCAGGAGGAGAAAUGGGUUUUCAAGGUCGUCGAGUAA